GAAUGUUCAUCGUGAAACGAUCGCAAGUUGUAAACAUUCUAUUUGAAAUCUUUUCCAAGUAUCUUAUAGUGUUAACAACACCUCUGUGAAUUCCUGCAUUGAAUUUCUUCUAUCUUUGUGCUGCGAUGAUCAUCCGUAGGAAUUUCAUGAAGUUUGCUACACGUGCUUGUUUUUGACAAGACUGCUUAAGGAUUAUAUUCGUUAAAUGUAUCCAUCUUCGUUGUAUGGACGAGGUGAGCAUGGAGUCCAGCACAACACGCAGCGUGACUCUUGGGGUGGAUGGCGGCACGGCGCUACACCCAGUCGCAGAGGCAUCGUUAGUAUGGAAUCUCUGGCUCCCAAAAUGCCGAACAGGGAGCAGGAGCUGCGGCACCAAGGAGCAUCUAGUACGGGCUCUCUGACAACUGCUGACCACCCAUCGCUCACCAGAACCGUCCGAAACAGACUUUCGCAAGCGUUUGGUCUAUUUACUGACCCCAGUCCACCACCGCCGCCGCCGCCUCCUCCUCUUCAAACCAAUGGAGCGGAGCGUGCGGUUUGGGAAUACCACACUGUGACCUUGUCCAGAGUGUCUGGCUAUGGCUUCGGUGUAGCGGUCAGUGGCGGGAAGGACAACGCGCAGUUUUCCAAUGGUGACCCGGCCAUCACCAUUUCGGAUGUGCUCAAAGCUGGACCCGCCGAGGGAAAGCUUCUAAUCGGUGACAGACUAGUCAGUGCCAAUGGAAUUUCUCUCGAAAAUGUUGAUUACACAAGAGCAGUGCAAGUGCUCAGAGAAUGUGGCAAUUCAGUGAAUCUGGUCAUAAAACGUAAAAUAAAUUCUACAAAUGUUUCCUCACAUCCCUCAUCAGUGAAAGUUACUCUUACAAAGAGCAAAAAGAAAGAUAGCUUUGGUAUUGUCUUGGGUUGUAGAAUAUAUGUAAAAGAAAUCACAAAUCAGUCAAGUAUAGAAAAAGAUGGAACUAUUCAAGAAGGAGAUAUAAUAUUAAAGAUUAACAGUAAUAGCACAGACAGUAUGACUUUAAAAGAAGCCAAAAAAAUUAUUGAAAAUACAAAAGAAAAAUUGCAACUUGUUUUAAAACGAGAUACAAAUCAACUGCCAGAGACUAAUCAAAAUGGACAAAAUAUUUCAAGCAAUGGUGAUACUAAGAUGCCUUCCCCUGCACUGGAUAGAGCAGAUGAAAAAAAUAACCUUACUAGAUUACAAUCUGGGCGUAAUCGAGGUCCUUUGAUGGAUAUUUCUCUCAGUCAGUUAGAUCAACCAGCCACACCUUUGCUUGCAGGUCAUGGGCAUUCCAGAGCUCCUGUUGGAGCGGAUGAAGAGGAAUCUCUUCAGAGGCCACCCUUACCUAGAAUAGAUGAAUUUUCCAGUCGCAGAGACCAAUUUGAUGAUGAUCCAUUAGCAAGGAGAAAUAAGACUGUUCCACCAGAACCUCGAUUCAUCUCCUUUCAAAAGGAUGGAAGUGUGGGAAUUCGGCUUACUGGGGGAAAUGAAGUUGGAGUUUUUGUCACAGCAGUUCAGCCAGGAAGUCCUGCCUCUCUUCAAGGCUUGCAACCUGGAGACAAAAUUCUAAAGGUGAAUGACAUGGACAUGAAUGGUGUGACAAGAGAAGAAGCUGUUCUGUUCCUUUUGCACAUACAAGACUAUGUAAAUCUUAUUGUUCAACACAUGAAAGAAGAAUAUGAUGAAAUAGUUGCAAAUCAGCGUGGUGAUUCCUUUUACAUAAGGACUCAUUUUUCAUAUGAAGGUUCAGGGAAGGGAGAGCUUGGUUUCCAUGUUGGUGAAGUUUUUCAUGUGAUCAAUACACUACAUAAUGGUGUAGUGGGAUCUUGGCUAGUUUAUAGAUUAGGAAGAACAAAUCAAGAAAUCCAAAAGGGUGUUAUUCCUAAUAGCAGCAGGGCAGAGCAGUGGGCACAAGAGCAGCAGAAUCAAGCAAAGAAAGAUGCAGCAUCUGAGAGUCGUGGCAGCUUUUUUAAAAGGAGGAGUGCUCGCCGAUCUAAAUCUCUCAGUAAGGACCACUGGGAAGACGUUGUUUUUGCUGAUGGGAUAUCAAAAUUUCCAGCUUAUGAAAGAGUAACACUAAAACACCCUGGCUUUAUUAGACCUGUGGUACUGUUUGGAGCUUUAGCUGAUGUUGCUCGAGAUAAAUUGCUGAAAGAUUAUCCAGAUAAAUAUGCUUCACCUCAAUUAGAUGGACAUUUAGAUGACAUCCCUAAAAGUCAGAAAUCUUCUGGUAUUAUUCGUCUCAGUGCAAUUAAAGAAAUAAUUGAAAAGGGCAAGCAUGCAAUUUUAGAUAUCACUCCUAGUGCAGUGGACCGUCUGAAUUAUGCUCAGUUCUAUCCCAUUGUGAUAUUCAUGCGAGCUGAGAGUAAACACACAGUCAAAGAAUUACGCUCUCGUCUUGCAAAAUCCAGUCACAAAAGCUCAAAAAAGUUAUAUGACCAUGCUGUGAAACUUGAAAAACUGUGGUCUCAUGUUUUCACAGCUACCAUCACGCUAACGAGUGCUGAUAUGUGGUAUAAAAAGUUGCGAGAGACAAUUGACAAACAGCAACAACAGUCUAUUUGGAUUUCAGAAUCAAAACCGGAAGAAGCAAUAUCUGAUGAUUUCUUAUUUCCCAUGACUUCAAGGCUGAGCUAUGCUUCAUCUCCAGAAAGUGAUCUUGAACUUGCCAAUGAUAGUCGGCCAUCCGAUUUACAAGAUUUAGGUCUACAAGGUAAUGAUAGGCAUAUGGUGAAGGCUUCUAGUGAUCCAAGUAUUGCAACUCAAGAUGAGAUGUCUGGUCCCCCAGGUUAUAACCAACUAUCUGGUUAUUCAACUGCACGUUCUCGACAGCUACCUUUUGAAUUUCUCCAACAACAGGAUCCGUUAACAUUGGGUUCUGAGUUAAGAGAUCCAGUAAGCCCUGCAAAGUAUAAUCCAGGAGGUGAGACAGCUCUGAAAGCUCGCUCCUCACAACAGCCAGAACCACCACCACGUGUGGAUCGUGCAAGCAAGCCCACUCAUUAUAGGACAGCACAAGAGAGAUUAUUUGCUCGUGGACGCCAUUCUCUUUUGUUAGAAGGAAAUCCAACUCAAAGAGAACCUCCAGAUUAUAUAAAUACAGGAGGAGCGCAACCACAUUCUUUAGAAAGAUCUAAUGGAAGAUUGGGAACAUUUGACAGCUCUUCCUAUAGUAGUGAUUCCUACAAUCAGUAUUCCUCCAAUCCCAAUGAUAAAAAGCGAGAGCCAUACACUGCUGCAUCUUCGAUCAGCAAUCGUUCUCCUCAUGAUCCUUACCGGUACACAAGAAGCACAACACAACCCCCUCCACCUAAGCCUAUGAUGGAUAGGGGAAGAGCUCCUCCCCCAAAUAAAUACAGAUAUCCUGAUGAAAGACCAGCUCCACCAUCCCCGCCUCCAAAGCCUGCUAACUUCCAGCAAAGAAUGUCUGAUGGUCGUCCUGUACCACCACCAAAGCCUGGUCAAUACCAGUCCUCACGUCCAUGGCCAGAAGAAACACCUCAGCCUCAGAUGGGCAGCAUGCGAAACCCUCCCCAGCAAGACUUUUCCACUCCAAGCCACCUCUCCUCUGAAGUCAUGCCACCUCCAUACACUCCCAACCAAAGAAGUCGCAACAGUCUGGACUUCAUGGGCUCCCCACCUUAUUAUACCCCUCGUAAUUAUCCACCAAACGACAUGAUGGGUCUACCUCCCAAGCAUUCACCUGUCCCUGAAGAACAGAUGAGAAACCCUCCUGUUGGGUCACCUAGCCGCAGACAUUAUAAAUCUACAGAUGACAACAGUGGUUUCGAUUCAGGUCGUGGCAGCAGUCUUGACAGGAACUAUGAUGUCAGGUCUUAUACAAAAGCCAUGGGUAACCCUCCUUCUUGGCCAGCUGUACAUAUGAAUGGAGGAGGACCUUAUCAUAAUGUGCCGUACCGUGGCAGAAGAGAUCCCAUGUACCCUCCUCCAUAUGAUCAUCACUCCUCACCACCACAACCUCCCCCUUCUAGUUUAAUUGAUCUGUCCAAUCGAGAAAACAGAGGAAGUGCCUUUGAACUCUAUAAGAAGCCUGAUUCACGUUCUCCUAUGGCUAUCCACUCCAUGGCAAAUGGAGAUCGAUCAAAGUGAGAAAUGCUUAGCUUCCAUUUAAUUACAACAAUACUUCCAAGUUUAUCCAAAGCUUUAUACCUACAAGUUGAUAAGCAAUAUUUUCAAAAUGCUUCAUUUGUUGAAGUAGUCAUAUAAUGGCCAAUAUUGCUUGAUUCUAACUGGUAGUUUUAUUUAUCACUCCAGAUUUAUUCUACAAUUUCUGGAUACUCCAUGGAUCUAUGUAGCAUACUGUUUAGGAUUAUAUUUGUGUCAUACUUCCAAAAUAUUUUUACAAUUUUAAAUCUAAACUGACUGGGAACCAAAACCAAGUUCUUUAAGAGCAUUCUAUCAUUAUUUGGUUGUGAUUCAUUUGUGUUAAGAGCCUAUUAUUUGAAGGGGGCUGUGUUUUGCCCAUGAUUAUCCAAUUAGUAAAUGUGUUUAACAGGUUGAUAAAAUAUCACUGGACAUUUUGCCUGCUGGAAGUUGUAAAAAAAAUAAUAAUAAGAUAUGCACUUUAGUGUAGUUUAGCAAUGAAUUAAGUUGUACGUUUUGACAUUGUUUCUAAUUGAUUGUAAGGCACUCUGUAAAAUUUACUGCAUUUUGUAAAUAAAAGCAGUUAAAAGCAUUCCUUGUAAAGUUGUACAUAAUGAAUGUGAUUGCAGAAAAGAAGCCUUGCAAAAGACCAAAGCAUAUGGAGCAAUGUAAAAUAAUCAAAAGGUGUGAAAAUCAAAAUAUUCUUGGUUGAAAUCUGUUAUAUCAUUUUAUUAUUACUUGUAUAUGUUAUAAUUUUACAAUUUAUAUAUGAAUUUUAAAUAAAGAAAACAUACAGUUGAAAGCUGUUGUUAUUCUAUUUUAUUUAAAUGAUUCAGCUUAGAAAAGGCAUCUUCUUUUAUGUUAGUUUCUUUCAGAAAAAAAAAAUGUCCUUAAUAAUUUUUUAAAAAUAAUUAAUAAUUUCUGUCAUAACUUUAAUUGCUUGUAGGAAAAAUAUUAUGCUUUAGAAAGCGCUUAAGUGAAGGACUGUGUUAUGACUUUUCUAAGAAGGAUCAUGUAACUUUUUUUAAUUAAUGUUUUAUCACCACAUAAUUUUUUAUUAUUUAUUGGACAGUAUUUUAAACUUAUUAAUCCCCUCCUUGAUACAGCAACUAAAUGAAUUUAAACUUAAAAUAGUAAGAAAAUGUCAAAAACAGGGGAGGGGGAAUUUCAAAUAUAUAUUUUUUUCUGUAUCUUUGUUUAUAGCAUAAUUUGACAUAUUUGAUGAACUUUGAGUUGUCUAUUUUGUGUUAUGAAUCACAUUUAUAUAAUUAAGGUGCUAUAAUGCUGCCUGAAUAGGUUUAAUUAUUAUUUCUGAAUAUUUCAAAUAGCACAUUUAGUUAAAUGCCAGUCUUUUUUAUCUUACACAGCAAAAUUGAAAUAAGAACUGGUUAUGUAAAAAUCAACAUUUAGAAUAUAUUGGAAAAUGUUCGAUUGAUAGGUGAAAUCCAAUAUUUUUUAUUUAUGAUAAGUCAAACUGAGAUUUUGAUUUUAAUGAUUAAUGUAAUGUUAUUAAAUUUUAAAAUUCAGUUAAUAUUGUCUAAGCCCCUAUUAUUUAUUGCAUUUUCUAGUUCACUGAAUAAUUUUCAAAUUUUGGAUUUAUUUUUAGUUGUGCCGUUUUAAUUUUCUGGAAAUUUGUGAAAUCAUUUAGAACCGAGAAAGUAAUCUGUAGCCUUCCAGUUUACUCCUAAAGUUGAUGUUGAUAAGGGUUAUAUGAGUAAUCUACAGGAGAUUUUGUGUGAAAAGCAUAAUAUAUCAACAUUUAAAACCACAUUUCAUAAUAUCAAAAUCUAUUUAAUAUCUUUCGAACCUGGAAUCUACAAUAUAUUUUGAAAAGAUAAUUAUAGUUAUACUAGAAGCAUAAAACAAUUCUAUUUAAAACAGAUGAAAGUUACUAAUAUAUAUAGUCAUUUAAACACUUUAUAGCAGUUUCAUUGAUUGGGAGAAUAUUUAAUUGUUUUUCAGUUGCGCCUACAUGCAUAUGUUUUACAAUUUCUUAAAACUAAGAUUUUAUAAUUUCAAAAAGAGAAAUUUUUAAAAAAUGGAUUUUUUUUAUUUUAAAUAAAUUUAACCAAACAUGAGAAAUGAUAUUUAAAAAUAUCUUUUCUAUUCUUGCUUGAUUUUUUUAAAAAUUAUUAUUAUUAUCAACUUUAUUUUAUUUAAUAUACAUAUUUUAUACAUAAAUAUCAGUAAUUCAACACUAAAAUGGUGGCAUGUUUUUCCAUCUUUUAUGUUUAUGAUAUGAUCAAAUAGAGAUUUGCUACUGAAGUACAUUUAGGAAAACGAAACAAAUAUGAUGUUUAUCACUCUUCAGUACACUUAAUGGUCAUCUACCUCUUUUUUUCUGUUUUUACUUAAAUCUUGUGGUAUUAAAGUGUAUGUUGCAAUAAUGCAAAACUAGAUAUGGAUAAUAUCUCUAUGGUAUUACCGAUCCUUUUAGUUGAACUUAACGAGCCGAAUUUUAUUUUGAGAUAUGCAUUCUUAUGGUAAAAAAAUAUAUUUAAAAACCUGUUCAAAUCAUCAUAUUUUGAAGCUACAUCUACUGGAUUUCAUUUUUAAUCCAUUAAGAUAUAAAAUAUUGCCAAACAAUAGUCUUCAAAAAUUUCAUUUAAAAGAUUUUUUUUUUUUUUUUUUUUUUUGGUAGAACAUAUAAUGGAGAGAGAGAGUUGCUCAAAUUUUGCAUGUUCCACUUUUAUUUUGAAUGAAAUGAGGACCAACUUUUAUAUUAUGUUUGUGUUAUACAAAAUUUAUUUUGUGCCUUUUUAGUAUUGUAGAUUAUAUGCUUCAUUUUUACUGUAAGAUAUAUAUUUAUUUGUUAAG
Messenger RNA from Argiope bruennichi, 6922 nucleotides. Its product is annotated as tight junction protein ZO-1-like. The record is from RefSeq and is a predicted model, not a curated record. Bases 206 to 4111 code for a protein of 1301 amino acids. Gene Ontology annotation, molecular function: cell adhesion molecule binding. Gene Ontology annotation, biological process: protein localization to cell-cell junction; cell-cell junction organization; cell-cell adhesion. The transcript is spliced from 30 exons. Gene Ontology annotation, cellular component: bicellular tight junction; plasma membrane. NCBI's taxonomy places the organism in Eukaryota, Metazoa, Arthropoda, Arachnida, Araneae, Araneidae.